Rotaria sordida is the source of this 354-nucleotide messenger RNA. NCBI's taxonomy places the organism in Eukaryota, Metazoa, Rotifera, Eurotatoria, Philodinida, Philodinidae. The record is from the annotation of a GenBank genome assembly.
AUGAACAAAAAUGGAUUAAAAUCAGUAUUUAUUAUGACUUGUGUCGGUAGUGUAAAAGCAAUUCGAUUACGUAUGGCUAGUACAACUGAUGUAAUAGAUUUGAAUACACCACAUGAAAUUGUUAGUUUAGUUGGAACAUUAGAUAGUGAAGGACAACAUAUACAUGGAUCAUUUUCUGAUCGAACUGGACGAGUUAUAGGUGGUCAUGUUAUGGAUGAUCAUCCAAUGACUGUUUUUACUACUGUUGAAAUUGUUUUGGCUGAAUGUGAAAAUGUAACCUUUACUAGAGAAAUGGAUCCUGCAAGUGGUUAUCCUGAAUUGGUUAUCAAUAAAAAGACUGUUGAUGACAAAUAA